This is a messenger RNA of Tripterygium wilfordii, 1912 nucleotides long. RefSeq lists its product as uncharacterized. The record is from RefSeq and is a predicted model, not a curated record. The transcript has 5 exons. Bases 200 to 1459 code for a protein of 419 amino acids. Lineage: Eukaryota; Viridiplantae; Streptophyta; Magnoliopsida; Celastrales; Celastraceae.
UUUAAAGAGAGCGACAGACGGAGUGAGUAAAGGGGGGAGUUUUCUUGGAGUAAAAUAGUCAAAGUGGGUGUUAAUACAGAGAGGCACUUGGUUUGCUUCGUGUUGUAAUCUUCUUCUUCUUCUUCAGAGAGAGACGUUUAUAGAGAGGGGAGGAGGAAAGGCAAUCAAUUCAUUUCAGUGAGCCCCAGAUGCUCUUUCAAUGGGCAAGGGCGAACAACAAGACCACAAUCUGAGACACGAUCAUCGACAUGAAGCCUCUUCUUCGGGGCUGUUCUAUGACAGAUUCUCGAGAAUUUCCAGAUACUUCAGUUUCAGAUGCAUCUUUGUGUUACUCCUUUGUUUGGCGCUUUUGGUUUCUGGGAUCUUCUGGAUCAUUCCUUCCCACACAAAGAUAUAUGGGUUUGAUGCGAAAGACGAAAUUAAGCUCAGCGCCAGAGUUCAGGCGUGCUUCAGAUUACGGAAGCCAGUUUCGCAGCUAGUUCCGUAUAUUGGAAGACUCGAAUAUGAUAUAUAUGGGGAAAUAAGCACUCCAGAUAUGAAGGUGGUUAUUCUAUCAAUGCAUCAAUCAGACACUUCAAACUGGACUGAUGUGGUGUUUGGCGUUCUUUCUGAUCCUAUAAAUGUUCCAAUAAAUUCAGUGUUUCUGAGUGUAUUGAGGUCUUCUUUAAUUGAGCUGUUCCUUCAGCAAUCCAAUCUGACUUUGACAACAUCGAUUUUUGGGGAGCCCUUUAUGUUUGAGAUAUUGAAGUUUCCUGGAGGAAUUACCAUUAUUCCUCCACAAUCUAAUUUCAAUUGGCUGAGUGCCAUUACACUAUUUAAUUUUACUCUUAAUAACCCCAUGUCUGAAAUAGAUGAAAAUCUGAACAAGUUAAAGGAGCAGUUGAAUCUCGAAUUGCAUCUGAGACCAUACGAGAUUCUUUUUGUGGAAUUAACAAAUGAGGUUGGCUCCACUAUAUCAUCCCCAGUCACAGUUCAGGCUUUUGUCGUUUCAGAUAAUGGAAUAAUUCUCCCACAAAGACUGAAGCAGUUGGCCCAAACAAUCACAGACUCUCCUGCUGAUAAUCUAGGCCUGGAUAACUCCGUCUUUGGUAAUGUAAAUAGUGUAAUAUUGUCCUCUGUUUUGAAGGGGAUAACUCAAGUACCUACUCCAGCACCUUCCCCAGCACCAACUCCGGAACUAAGCUACACCAGUGAAUCAUCAACCCCUCCCAACCCCGAUUCUUCUCCAUCUUUUUCUCCACUGUCCCCACCUGACAUUCAUCUUCUGCCACCUUGUUCUCCAUUGCCUGCACCUUCAACGGCUCCCUCCUCACAGUUGUCACCUGAUCUGUCUCCAUCUAUAGCAUAUCAAUCUCUUGCGUCACAAUCGUCUUCAGCAGUAGUCCCAACUUAUCAGGAGAUCUGGUUGCUUGGAAUUUAUGGGUUCCUGAUCUUUCAUCUCAUUUGUUGGCUGCAAUGAUUAACCCUUUUACAUAUCAUACUUUCCAAAAGUAUUCGGGGCAAGGAAAGCCGCACAACUUAAUGAUGUUGGAUACACAGUUUUGUAACAAUGAGGAUGGAUGGAAGCAUCUCCAGCGAAGAGUUCGAGUUCUAACUUUCUGCAAUCAACAUUUUGUGUAAAGGAAACUAAUGAUGAAUUGCAGGUCGAAGCCAGAAAGCUGGCUGGCCUUUAUAUCUUCAACUUUUGACAUCACAAAUGGAUCGGGGGUGGUUGUAUUCCCGAAGGGAACAACACACUAUAGUGAGUGACUUUAGUCGAGUAGCCAUAUUUUGUAUCAGGCCAACUACGAGGUAUGUUUGGCUCUGCAAGAUAGGGCAAAACACCAAAUGUUAUGCACAGAAUUUGUAACAUAUUAUAGUAGUACUGAUAUAAGAGUAUGAUACAUGUUUUCAUUAAUAUGUAAGUGUUUUU